Suillus subaureus is the source of this 3177-nucleotide messenger RNA. RefSeq lists its product as uncharacterized. Gene Ontology annotation, cellular component: cytosol. The transcript is spliced from 3 exons. The record is from RefSeq and is a predicted model, not a curated record. Lineage: Eukaryota; Fungi; Basidiomycota; Agaricomycetes; Boletales; Suillaceae. The coding region runs from base 1 to 3177 and encodes 1058 amino acids. Gene Ontology annotation, molecular function: flavin adenine dinucleotide binding; sulfite reductase (NADPH) activity; FMN binding.
AUGACUAUCGAAGUUUUCUCUGGCACAACGACACCGUCGUCAGCAGCGGCAACGCUCAUAGGUACUCCCACGGAAGACCCCAAGGAGUUGCCUAUCCAAGGAGCUAGUGUAUUCAAUAAACCGGCAUCUCACAUCAUCGAACUACUCGCGUCUCGUUCAGCUACCAGCUCUGCUGUUUAUAUUUACGAUGUCGCUGAACAAGUAGGAUUCGGAACACUGACUAAAACAUGGUCGUCGGCCAUGGAGUCUACUGCGCCAGUCAUUAGUCUCCAGACGAGAGCAGGCGCCGGCCUUAGUCUCGUCGGACGACUUUCCGAAGGCAGUAGCCAAGAUUUGGUGAAGGGAGCAGUUCUCACUGCUUACACUACGCCCGCUGGGCUUGCCGCGAUGGUCGAAUCAUUAUCAUAUUUGCCCCCUGCUACCAGUAACAGUAGGUUGAUUAUCCAGGUCCCAGCAGUCACCACUGUCGGUCCAAGCUUCGCGCUCUCCCCGACGUUGGCAUCCCUCUCUGCAACUUUCGCCAUCCUUCCUGAUAAUCUUGUUGUCCUGUUAUCUGCUACCCCGCAGGAGUCCAUAGAUCUUGCCGCGCUUUCGUACAAGCUUACGUCCUCCCACGUUGUUCAUAUCUUCGAUCACCACGGCAUCUCCCGUGAAAGCGGCCACGGUUUUGUCCCCAGUCUUCAGCUCAAGGAGACUCCCGCACUUGAUGUACCAGAACUCAUUCGGUGGUCUGGAUAUCAGUUUUUCGAUUACGUCGGUGAUUUAAAUGCAGAGACGGUGGUCGUCUUGUUGAAUGGGCCCUUGGCACUGAUGGCGAAGUCCAUUGUGGCUCACACCAGUGGUCUUGGUGUCGUGGUUGUAAGAGUGUUGAGGCCAUGGGAUGGUGAUGCCUUCAAGCAAUGUCUCCCUGAUACCGUAAAGGAGGUUCACGUCUUCGACGAUGUACCCAAUGAAGUCUGCCAAGGCAACCUAUUCGUCGAUGUCUUUGGGUCGCUAUAUGGCCCAAACUCUCCAGGUCCGCUUGUGCGAGCCCACCGGGUGACACCCACAAGGACAUUAUCCUUCCUCUCAAAUCCUGAUCAUUUCUCGACCCUCCUCACCGAACUUUCACACCAAGUUCCUGCUGCGACGCACUUAGACGCAUAUUCAACCAGGAAGCUUCUUUUCUUCAGUACCCCGAAGUCUGCCCUUUCUCCUCUCCCCCAGACUGUAGCGAAUUCUUUUACGAGCACGGUUUCUGUCCGCCUCCUUACCGACCAUGACAUUUUCAGCAAAUCGGGAGGCAUCACUGCGGACAAGAUUGUACUUUCUCCGCGCAGUGAGGGCACAGACAUUCUUCCUAUGGCUGCAGCGUUUCCUUCAGGAACAGCAGACUUCAUUUGCGUCCUAGAUGCGAAUCUGCUGAAGUCUCAUUCAUUGCUCAACCAGGCCAAGUCUGGGGCGAUAGUACUCGUCAUUUCCCCAUGGUCCUCUGAGCUACCAUACAACUUACCUCCUGCCGUAUUGUUGGCAGCGGUUGAGAAGAAACUCCGGAUUUUUACCCUAGACGCCAAAGCUAUCUCGUCUGGUUUCGGAGCGGAACUUGGGGCAGCUCAGGAUACUGUGCAAAGAGUAGUUGUUUAUCUUGCAGUUCUAAGGCUCUACCUCGGGAAAGCCGCCAGUGAGCCUGCCGUUCGCAAGCUUGCAGAAGGUGUGGCAAGGGAGGUAGCCCAGGGUAGCCAGCUCGCGAAGAUUAGUGCCAGCUCUUGGGCUGCCCUCGAGGAGGUCGAUUUACAUAUCCCUCCGGCAGCGGACGGGGGUGAUGCAAAGCCUCCCUCUCCUCUCAAGCAGUUUGAGUUUAAUGCUAUCGCCGUGGAGACUGCUGAUGGCCAGACUGUAGUCAAUGGCUCGAAAGUUUCUUCGUGGCAUGAUGCUGCCAAGCAUCUUCUGUUCCCAUCCGUCUUCACACCUCCAACACCUCCCUCAGAGGAAGCUGAAGAGUACGUUCAAGAUCCUUCUUUGCGACCAGAGUUACCUGAGCACACCUAUCUGGUGACUUGCACGGUCAAUCGCCGCUUGACGCCUGUGGACUACGACAGGAACGUCUUCCACCUGGAGUUUGACACGAUGGGGACUGGCCUCAAGUAUGCUGUUGGAGAGGCCUUGGGCGUGCAUGGGUGGAAUGAUGAACAAGAAGUUCUUGAUUUCUGUAUGUGGUAUGGCGUCGAUCCCCAGCGAUUGAUCACCAUCCCGGUGGCUGCAAACGAAGGGAAGAUGUACACUCGUACUAUCUUCCAGGCGCUUCAGCAACAAACCGACCUCUUUGGGCGGCCGACGAAGUCGUUUUACGCUGAGCUAGCUGCAUAUGCUACUAGCCCUGCUGAUAGGCUGGCGCUUCAAUUUAUCGGCGCACCUGAAGGGUCAUCUACUUUCAAGAAGCUGGGAGAGAAAGAUACUGUCACAUUUGCAGAGAUCUUGCAACGAUAUCCUAGUGCGAGGCCAGGCAUCGAGACUCUAUGCGAGAUGAUUGGAGAUAUCAAACCCAGGCACUACAGUAUUGCAAGCGCGCAGAGUGCGGUCGGCAAUCGAGUCGACUUGCUAGUGGUCACUGUGGAAUGGACCGCGCCAAAUGGCACUCUUCAUUAUGGACAGUGUACUAGAUAUCUAGCCGGUCUUAAGGUUGGACAGAAGGUUACGGUCUCCAUCAAGCCUAGUGUUAUGAAGCUUCCACCAGACAAUAUGCAGCCCAUCAUCAUGGCAGGUCUUGGCACUGGAGCUGCUCCAUUCCGCGCCUUUCUACAGCAUCGCGCUCUACUCGCUCAACAAGGCAUCCCUGUGGGACCCACCUACUAUUACUUCGGUUCACGGCAUCGACAUCAAGAAUAUCUCUACGGUGAAGAGAUAGAAGCGUAUGUCCUGGACGGCACGAUCACAAAAGCUGGACUUGCAUUCUCUCGAGAUGGACCCAAGAAAGUGUACAUCCAGCACCUCAUGCUUGAGGACGCUGCGGUUCUCGCAUCCCUGUUGAAGAACCAGACGGGGGUGUUCUACCUCUGUGGCCCAACGUGGCCAGUGCCUGACGUGUACGAAGCACUUGUAGGUGCACUGGUCAAGAACGAGGGACAUACCCCGGAGAGCGCGGGGGAAUUCUUGAUGAGUCUUAAGGAAGAAGAGCGAUAUGUUCUGGAAGUGUAUUAG